Molecule: messenger RNA, 423 nt
Organism: Kuraishia capsulata CBS 1993
Lineage: Eukaryota; Fungi; Ascomycota; Pichiomycetes; Pichiales; Pichiaceae
Exons: 1
Coding region: 1-423 (140 amino acids)
Biological process (GO): protein N-linked glycosylation
Cellular component (GO): oligosaccharyltransferase complex; membrane
Source: RefSeq, a predicted model, not a curated record
AUGGCGAAAAAGGAUAAGAAGGUAGCGGUGGUGGCUGCUGCACCGCCUUUGGCCCCGACCAAGGCGACGAAGUCGUUGCUCGCCGAGUUCAGCCAGUCGAUCUCCACAUCCUAUAAGAUGUACCAGAAAGAUCUUAGCGAAAACCAGAAACUGAGACUGAUAGAUGCGUUUCUUGCGUUUUUGGUGGCAUUGGGAGUGUUGCAGUUCAUUUUCUGCGUUUUGGUGGGGAACUUUCCAUUCAAUGCAUUCCUCGGUGGAUUCUGUUCGACUGUUGGUCAAUUCGUCUUGACAGUUUCAUUGAGAUUGCAAACUCUGGAUGUGAAAGGCGAAAUUUUCGGAAGCAUAACGCCAGAGAGGGCUUUGGGGGAUUACAUACUGGCCAGUUUGAUGCUUCACUUUGUUUUGUUUCAUUUUAUUAAUUGA